Molecule: messenger RNA, 726 nt
Organism: Hyaloperonospora brassicae
Lineage: Eukaryota; Oomycota; Peronosporomycetes; Peronosporales; Peronosporaceae
Source: the annotation of a GenBank genome assembly
AUGCGCGGCGGUUGUCUCAGCUAUGCGAAGUUCUGUACCGAGGGCGACCUGCUGCAGCGGCGUUCACAGGAGUUGGCGAGUCGCCAAAAAGUGGGUACUGAGAGUCGUGUGGCGACGUGGGAGUGGCGACGUGGCGGUCGACCGCACUUGGCUGGAAAUGCGUACCUCGUGUCCAGUGGAAUUGCUCGACCGUGUUCACCGAAUGGUAUGAAUGGUACGAAUGUGAUGAUGACUCGACACGUGCGUGACGACGACGACGACGACGACGUGAAGGAGCUGGAGCAGCUGAUUGAGGAGGACGCAUGUGCGGGUGACGAUGAGAUGCAGACGACGGUGCAGCACCAGCAAGACGAGAGUACUGCUUUGCUCGAGCUCCACAUCGUCUACCACACGAUCUACCAGACACCUGUGCUGUACUUUCGGGCAUUUGCAAUUGAUGGGACGCCGUUGCGAGCCUCAGCGAUCACCCGCGACGUGGAGUUUCCUGGCUCGACCUGUCGAUCGACAAUCAUUGCGAUGGAAGAGCACCCGGUGCUGAACCGACCGUUCUCGUUUUUGCACCCGUGUGAAACGGCAGCAGCGAUGCAACUACUGCAAACUCAAGUGGCAUCGGAUGCUGGCGCAGAGACCAGACCAGCGGUUCCUGUGCCGUGGUACCUCACGAGCUGGCUCAGUUUGGUCCAACCCGUGACUGGCAUAAGUCCGCAUGAUUACUAUGCUCUAUGA